GUUCUCUCCCCAUAACAAAACGUCGCCAAAUUCCUUGAGUUUUUGGCUGUCUGCGUUUAGAAGUUUUUUUUAAAGGAACAAAAUGUUGGAUUGAUUGAAUAGGUGAAAAUCAACAUAUAUAAACCUCUAAAGAACGUGGUGUAAGUAGCGGAAAAGAGAGAGAAAAUUGAUCUCCAUGGAUGAAAAAGAGUAAAAAGGAUAACGAAGACGAGGAGGAGGGCGCGUAACGGGACAGCAAGGAAAACAAGUUUUAAAGUCCAAGAAAACUAUGGAAAUGUAUGGUUUUUGACUUGCUGGACAGCAGGGCAUAAUUUGCAAACACAUUCCACCAAAAAAAGGGCCUUGAGAAUGGAAGGAGAAAAAGAAAAAGAGCGGGAGAGAGGAGAUGAAAAAGAGAGUGAUGAGACAGAGGAGGAUGCAGAGGGGGCCGCCUUGUUAUGGCAGGAGGGAUAUCCUGAAGAUGACCUGGGCUUACCCAUCAUGCAUUGGGAGGAUCUGAGUCUUCGUAUUGCUGAACUUGAGAAGCAACAAGAAGAGCGGAGACAGAGGGAAAAGGACUUGGACAGGCUGACAGUAGAUUGGCCAGAAAUCAGAGGGCUGAGUAGUCACAGAGAAACCUAUGAGGACAUGGAGGACGAUUGCAACAGUCGUCUGACUGCUCUGACAUCAAGGCUUCAAAGUCAGAUGAAUUUACAGCUCUGCUUCAUCAACAACAGUGAAAGUGAAGAGGAAGAAGAGGAAAUGGAGGCAAAGAAGGAGGCAGCAAAACAGUCCAGUAAGAGUAGCAGCAAUCAGAGGUCAGAGAGAAAGAACGUGGUUCAAGCUCUGCAUCGACUAAGAAAACUAAAUCAAGAGGGUUCAAGAAUGAUGUCAGAGCUGCACUGAGUGUACUCAGACAUAAAUUGAGAUUGGAGCAAAAACAGACUAUACCUCCCAGCGAGGCUCUCAGAGAAAGGAAGCACUACGAACGAAAUGACUUGAAGAAUUUCAGCUUGAAGGAGUUGAAAGCAUUGAGGACGUCACUAAGCAAAGACAUCCAUGACCUCAGUUCAGAGCUGGUGGGUCGACUUCUCACAAGGGACCAGCUGAGAACAGAGCAGGACGCCAUGCUGUUGGAGGUACAAGAUAUGACAUCACUCUGAUGCACGAUCAAAAUAAGUAUUUCCUCUAAGGAACAAAAUGACGGGACCCUUCGUUUACAAGACUGUCCGUGAGCUGCCUGAAAUAAUUGACUUCACUGUGAAAAGCUGCAUCACUCCAUCACUUCAAAAGACAUUUUUAAGGUGCCAAUGUGGAUUUAAAACUGCGGUUUACACUCUUGCUAGGUCAAACUGAUAAAGUGACAAAAUACGAUAUACAAAGUAACAAAAAACAAAUAUAUGUCAUGACAUGCUCCUUUGCUCAGUAUUACUCUAAUUUGUUUAGUGGCAAAGCCAAUUAAGCCAAGCCUCUCACGUGUUAAGACAUGGCUCAUUAAAUGCUACAAAGUAUGUGUGUGUACAUACAUUGCCAAGCAACUCAUAACUGGAUUGUUUGUGUCACUGUUUGUGUAAUACUUAAAUAUUAUUUUGUGGAAUAAAAGGGAAUUCAAUAAGA
Molecule: messenger RNA, 1596 nt
Organism: Labeo rohita (rohu)
Lineage: Eukaryota; Metazoa; Chordata; Actinopteri; Cypriniformes; Cyprinidae
Product: schwannomin-interacting protein 1
Exons: 7
Coding region: 349-885 (178 amino acids)
Biological process (GO): positive regulation of hippo signaling
Cellular component (GO): cell junction; plasma membrane
Source: RefSeq, a predicted model, not a curated record